Molecule: messenger RNA, 980 nt
Organism: Caenorhabditis sp. 36 PRJEB53466
Lineage: Eukaryota; Metazoa; Nematoda; Chromadorea; Rhabditida; Rhabditidae
Source: the annotation of a GenBank genome assembly
AUGACAGCUAUCAAGACUUCGACUAACGAAAAAGUGCUCCCAAGUCCAAGCCAGCACCCGUACAUGGCCGCCUUUGUCACUCCGAUGCUCAUCUCAAUGGACGGGCCGCUGACCGGCGCCGAACUGGACACUCAGCUUGGCGCGCACGGGCUCCUCGACGGCUGCCCGUCCCUUCGCAUCACGCCCGUUCCGACCAAGACCUCCGACGGCCGUCAGAUCAUCUACGACGAGCGCGGCGUGACUGUCGUCUCCAAAUUCCGCAAGUUUCUCGGCUCGAGUAUCUCUAUCGGAUCGAUGGGCGUGUGCCUGUGGAUGAUUCUGACGAAGAGAGGACUGCUCAUGGAUGAACUCGCCAUCAUCGCCAACGUCUUGAUGCUCACCGUCGCGUUCAGUCGCAAACCCUUCUCGCUUCGCAUCUUCUCGUUCAUUGCGGUUAGUUCCGCGAAAGAUCGCAGUCUUUUUUAGAGUGAUCACAACCUCAUAAAGAUAGUGUGAAGCGAAGUUCUCUCAUUUUAGUAGGUGGCUGGCCUGAUACAGGUUGGGGGUAAAUAGCUCAAAUGACAGACGGAAUGAGUUGAGAAUGGGGUACUGUAAUCAAAACCGGGGUGCAUAAAGUUAGCCUUUCUGCAAAAGUUUGGCGAUCUAGGCCAUCUAAUUUGUUUUGUUUUCAGUUCGUCAACGAGCUGGUCCACGCGAUGGAGCUCGUGUUCCAGAUCGUCCGUCUCUUCCCGUACGCUUCUGUUCCCGAGAACGUGAGCUACAACGACGAGCUCAUCGCGAUGAUGAUCGAGCGAGCCUUCAUCUCGUUCGUCCACUUCAUCCGUGAGUUUUCCUAGCCUAUGCAAUUUCUAUUCGCUCCCGUUGUUUCAGUGGCCUCCCUGUGCUUCAUGCUGAUCCUCGACGCCUUCAACAACGUCGUCGACGCCCGCAGCAUCGAGCGUCGCAUCAAGAACACCGGCAAGAGAGCGCAGAUUGUCUAA